Messenger RNA from Bradysia coprophila, 677 nucleotides. RefSeq lists its product as uncharacterized. The record is from RefSeq and is a predicted model, not a curated record. NCBI's taxonomy places the organism in Eukaryota, Metazoa, Arthropoda, Insecta, Diptera, Sciaridae. Gene Ontology annotation, molecular function: protein binding.
CAGAGGAGGUUUUUAUAGGGAAUGUUUUUGGAUUGUCCGGUUUCCUGUUUGGAUUUGUAUUGGAAUCGGUUGAGGGUUGGUCGGUCGUUUCUCUUCGCGUACACAAAUAGAUUUUCCUUCACCGCUUCCCAUUCAAUCUAAUGGUCUAAUGAAAUGCGCAUUACAAUAAACCGACUAACGCAACUAACUGGAAUUUAUUUUGCUCACAUGCUGUACAGAUAUUCAACACGAAUCAUGAGCACUGCAUCGACAACCAACACUUAUCAACCGGGAACACAUUCAGCCGCUUUCGUCACCGCUCCUGACGAGACUAUAGCCAAAACUCUUGCCCGUGGAUUAGUUACAAAUAAACUGGCGGCUUGUGUCAAUAUCGUGCCAAAAAUUGUGUCAAUAUACGAAUGGGAAGGCAGCGUAAACGAGGAUUCGGAAGUGUUGCUGAUGAUCAAAACAUCAACGGCGAAAAUUGAUGAAAUCAGCAAAUUUAUUCGAGAAAAUCAUCCGUACAAAGUGGCUGAAGUAAUAUCGUUUCCUAUUGAGAAUGGCAAUCCGCCGUAUUUGGAAUGGAUCGGCAGUGUACUCGCUAAAAAUAACUGAAAUGUCCGUACCGUGGCCGGCACACGAAAAUGUCUUGAGAAUAGAGGUCUUGAGAAUAUACAAAGCUUGUUAUACGAACUGAA